AUGUUUUAAAAAGUUUAAAAAUCUAAUUCCUAAAAAAGUAUUAAUAUGAACCUAUAAUAGAUUUGAAGUAAAGAUUUUUCAAAGACUUCUAACUUGUCUCCGAGCUCAAAGAUAUAAAAUACUCACAGAAUGAAAAAAUAAUUGCUUAUGAAGGAAAUGGAUAUGAAAAUGCAAUUUUAAAAAGUUAAUCAAAGAUUCAGAUUGACGAUAUUAUUGAAUUUAAAUUAAAAAUAAUAUCUAUUUCUGGAAGUUUGAAAAUAGUUGUUGGGAAUACGCAAAAGGGUAGCACAUAUUUUACAUUCUAUGGACCGCAACAUUAAAUUCUAUAAUAAAUAUAUUUAUGGGGAGGAGAAACAUUACAAUUUAUAUUAGAUAUGACUGAAUAAAGCAUAUAAGUUGGCUUAGGUAAUCAAACUAUUGUAAUAUAAAAUUUAUUAAAUUAUUUAGUAAAAAAAAGAUCUCAGAGAAGAGUGGUUUCCAUAAGCUUUGAUAAAUGAUCCUUCAUCUGAAUAUUAUUUAUAUAUUGGUUUUUCAGGUUGUUGCAUUGAGAUUUUAGAUGAGUGA
Paramecium sonneborni is the source of this 564-nucleotide messenger RNA. The record is from the annotation of a GenBank genome assembly. Lineage: Eukaryota; Ciliophora; Oligohymenophorea; Peniculida; Parameciidae.